Molecule: messenger RNA, 708 nt
Organism: Penicillium atrosanguineum
Lineage: Eukaryota; Fungi; Ascomycota; Eurotiomycetes; Eurotiales; Aspergillaceae
Exons: 3
Coding region: 1-708 (235 amino acids)
Source: RefSeq, a predicted model, not a curated record
AUGUACGGCAUGGCCUCGGAGCACUCGGUACUGUAUUAUUACAACUUCGCUUGGGCUUUCGUCAUGAAAGAAAGAAAGAAAACACCAGCCUGCACUGUCGCCGGUGCGAGCCUCUACUCCUGGUAUGAUGACUACCUUGAGACCUACGUCGACACCCAGGACUGUCAACAGCGGCUGGCCUUGGCCCCGGACGAUAACGGGGGCCUCUAUGUUUGGAACAUGAUCAACAUUGGAGCCGUGGAGAUGAUCAGCAACGUGGCGGACAACUACACAGUCCUGGACAAGAACAACACCCAGGCGCACCGCCGACUACCUGAACGACUACUAGGAAAAGACGAUUUAAACUCCGCAUCCUCGACAUAUCCAGACCAACGCAUGCCGUACUACACCCUGGGCACCUUCUAUUACACCCUGAACGACACCAUGGACAAUUACACUUCGGCCAACAAGAACAACGACGAGUACUCCCAAUACUGCCAGCAAGUCCGGGAAAUGGUUCCAGAGGCCAUCGAUGACUUCAAGGCAGCGUUCACCCCCAGCAAACCCGAUAGCGGCGCAGGCAACCUAUACACCCAGCUGACGGGCGCGAUGCGGUACAUCAUGACCUACACCCCGAAAGACACGGCCGGCUUCUACAGCGCGCUCGAAAACACCUACGGCAUCAACAAGACCUGGGUGGAGUUUGUCGACAAGGGUGCCCCUAAGUAG